This is a messenger RNA of Dichotomopilus funicola, 3006 nucleotides long. Its product is annotated as BRO1-like domain-containing protein. Lineage: Eukaryota; Fungi; Ascomycota; Sordariomycetes; Sordariales; Chaetomiaceae. The transcript is spliced from 3 exons. Gene Ontology annotation, molecular function: protein binding. The record is from RefSeq and is a predicted model, not a curated record. Gene Ontology annotation, cellular component: endosome. Gene Ontology annotation, biological process: protein transport to vacuole involved in ubiquitin-dependent protein catabolic process via the multivesicular body sorting pathway. Bases 1 to 3006 code for a protein of 1001 amino acids.
AUGACGCAAGCACCGAUGAUUUCGGUGCCUCUCAAGGCCACAAACGAGAUAGAUUGGAUUACACCGCUGAAAUCAUACAUCCAAAAUACCUACGGCGACGAUCCCGAGCGAUAUGCGGAGGAAUGCGCCACCCUCAACCGGCUUCGGCAAGAUAUGCGGGGGGCUGGGAAGGACAGCACAGCUGGGAGGGACCUGCUAUACCGAUACUAUGGCCAGCUUGAAUUGUUGGACUUGCGGUUUCCAGUUGACGAGCAACAUAUCAGGGUAUCCUUCACAUGGUUCGAUGCCUUCACCCAUAAAGCUACGGCGCAGUACUCGCUGGCCUUCGAGAAGGCCUCGAUCAUUUUCAACAUCUCCGCCGUUCUGUCUUGCCAUGCUGCCAACCAAACACGAACCGAAGAAUCGGGCCUCAAACAGGCAUACCACUCCUUCCAGGCCUCAGCCGGCAUGUUCACCUACAUCAACGAAAACUUCCUCCACGCGCCGUCCUCUGAUCUGAGCCGCGACACAGUCAAGGCGCUUAUAAACGUCAUGCUGGCACAAGCUCAGGAAGUCUUCCUCGAAAAGCAGAUUGCCGACCAAAAGAAAAUCGGGCUCCUCGCAAAACUCUCGAGUCAGGCGGCCACGCUCUACGGUCAGGCGCUUGAGGGCGUGCAGGAGAACGUGAAUAAGGCGAUAUUUGAAAAGGUCUGGCUGCUUAUGGUGCAGUCCAAGUUCAGCUUGACGAGUUCCAUUGCCCAAUACUACCAGGCACUUGCCGACGACGACGCCAACUCCCACGGCAUGGCCGUUGCCCGCCUCCAGGUGGCCGAGACUCAUGCCCGAGAAGCCAACAAAAUAGCUAGCAAUUUCCCCAGCACCGUACCCCCGAGUUCCAAUCUGGCCGCAGACACGGGAGUUACACUAGCUGAAAUCACCAAAAGGCAUCUAGCCGCGGUUCAGCAGAAACUCAGGGAGCUGUCGAAGGACAAUGACUUCAUCUACCAUGAGAAUGUGCCCGAUGCGGCUGGAGUGCCGGCCGUUGCGAAACUGCCCGCCGCGAAACCGAUCCCGGUCAGCGAACUCUACGCCGGCCAGGAUAUCCAGCGGAUCACCGGCCCCGACCUUUUUGCGAAGAUUGUUCCCCUCGCCGUUACUGAAUCAGCCAGUUUGUACGAUGAGGAAAAGGCCAAGUUAGUGAGAGCGGAGACGGAGCGGGUGGACACUGCCAACAGCGAAAUGGCUGCGAGCUUGGACUACUUGAGAUUACCAGGUGCCCUUCAGGUGUUGAAGGGUGGGUUUGAUCAGGAAAUUGUGCCUGACGAAGAUUUCCGGACGUGGUGUGUCGAUGUUGCCGACCACGAAGACCCUUCCGGGAUUUUUGACGGGUUGCAUGCACAGAAGCAGUCGAUCCUCACAUCUCUAGAAAGGAGUAGCAAACAGCUCGACAUGGAGGAAAGCGUGUGCGAGAAGAUGAGGUCAAAAUACGAAUCAGAGUGGACUCAACAGCCCAGCUCACGACUCACAACGACGCUAAGGGGGGAUAUUCGAAACUACCGGGAAGCGCUAGACGAAGCUGGGAGGAGCGACGGUCAGCUGGCUACCAAACUGCGGCAGAACGAGAACGAAUUCCACGAGAUGAGGUCGGCUGCGCAAAAUGGAGAGGUUGAUUCGUUAUUCCAACGAGCCGUGAAGAGAGUACGCAAAUCGAGCAAUGUCAACAGCCCGUCCUCGGAGCCCAAUCUUCUUGACGCCGACUUCGAUGACGGAGGCCCGAGUGUCGUGGACCAGAUCGCGAAGGUGGAGGAUAUUUUGAAGAGGUUGAACUUGAUCAAAAGGGAGCGCAUCCAAGUGCUGAAGGAUCUCAAAGAGAAGGCACACAACGACGAUAUUUCGCAAAUUCUGAUCCUGAACAAGAAGUCGAUCGCCAACUACGAGCAGCAGCUAUUCCAACAAGAGUUAGAAAAGUAUCGGCCGUACCAGAACCGCCUGGUCCAAGCAACACACAAGCAAGCGGCCUUGAUGCGGGAGCUAACCGUCGCAUUCAAUGGGUUACUGCAAGACAAGCGUGUCCGUGCCGAACAAAGCAAAUACGAGUCAUUCCAGCGGCAAAGGGGAGCCGUUAUCGGGAGAUACAAACGGGCGUACCAAGAAUUUCUGGAUCUUGAAGCCGGCCUACAGAGCGCAAAGACGUGGUACAAGGAGAUGAAGGAAACGGUUGAAAGCUUGGAAAAGAAUGUUGACACCUUUGUCAAUAAUCGCCGGGCCGAAGGCGCCCAGCUCCUUAACCAGAUCGAACAGGACAGAGCGGCAAACAAGGGCGCGCAGGCCGCCCUGGAGCAGGAACGGAUACGGGGUUUAAUGGAAAGGAUGUCGAUGGAGCCGCCGCCAACAUCGCCUCAGCCAACCUCGUCGCGGCCGACACCUGCCCCCCUCACAUUUAGCACUGGGCCGUCGUACCCCAAGACCAACUUCUCCGGCCAAUAUCAACUCCCCAGCUCCCCUCCACCGAACCAAACGACGGCUCCACAGUCCUACAUGCAACAGCCGUACAACCCAAGCUCCCACGGCCGCAUUCCCGGCCCGGCAUCACCACCUCCAACCCAAUCCACCUUCAACAUCGGCCCCAUACACGGCGGUCCCGCAUCCCCGCCUCCUACUCAAGUAUCUUUCUCCCAACCCUCAAGGUUCAGCACCUACGGUAACCCAUCCGCUCUGCAGCCUCAACAACCACAGCAGCCACAGCAACACCAACAGCAACACCAACAGCAACACCAACCGCCGACACAACAGCAGCAGCAGCACGCGAGUUACAUUCCACCCAACUUUGUCCCGCCACCGCCACCACCGGGGCCCCCGCCACUCGGCCCGCAACAGACGAUCCAUUACGGCUCGGGGCAUUAUUCGAGUGAUCCAAACGUUGGGCGACCGGGCUCAGCGCAGCAGCAGGGAUAUGGGCCCCCGGGGCAGGGAGGACAGGGGGCACAAGGGCAGGACCCGUGGGCGGGUUUAAGUGCGUGGAAGUAG